AAUUACCUCGGCGCCCUACGCGAAUGGGUAAAGCUCCAAGACUCAGCGGAAGAGGGUACAAAACUACUCUUUUCAAUCGUGGAUCUACACGCCUUAACUGUUCCGCAAGACGCGAAGCAAUUACGGACUUGGAGGCGGGAGGCUUUUGCGACGCUUUUGGCUGUUGGGUUGGAUCCGAAGAGGUCGACGAUCUUUUAUCAAUCUUCUGUACCGGCACAUACGGAGUUAAUGUGGAUUCUUAGUACGGUUGCUUCAAUGGGUUAUCUUUCGCGUAUGACGCAGUGGAAGAGCAAACUCCAACUUCCCGAGGAUGCAAGCCUCGAAGACUCAGAGGCCCGGGCACAACUACGUCUCGGCCUCUUCUCAUAUCCCGUGCUCCAGGCUGCGGACAUCCUCAUUCACCGAGCUACCCAUGUCCCAGUGGGAGAAGAUCAAAGACAACACCUUGAGUUUUCCCGAUACACCGCGAACAGUUUCAAUCACCUCUACGGUGACAUUUUUCCUACGCCGGAGGCACUCAUUUCCCCCGCCAAACGCGUAAUGUCCCUAAAAGAACCGCAAAACAAAAUGUCCAAAUCACACCCGGACCCAAAAUCCCGAAUCCUCCUCACAGACUCCGCCGCCGAGAUCCAGAAAAAGGUAAAAGUAGCCCUCACAGACUCGGAACCAAAAAUCAGCUACGACCCCACCAAUCGACCCGGUGUCUCUAAUCUAAUCGAGAUCCUGAGCCACUUUGAAGGAGUGACUUGUCAGGAGAUUGCCUCGGAGUACGAGACUGCUAGUCUUCGGUCAUUGAAGGAACAUGUUGGUAGUCGUAUUGCGGAUAGUCUGGCUGGGAUUCGUGAGAGAUAUCUUGGGAUUAUGGAUGAUAGGAGUGGGUAUCUUGAUUCUGUGGCGCGGGAGGGUGGGGAGGUUGCGCAGGGUAGUGCGGAUUUGACUAUGCGGAAGGUUAAGAGGGCGAUGGGGUUGGCUUGA
Penicillium cosmopolitanum is the source of this 975-nucleotide messenger RNA. RefSeq names its product tryptophan--tRNA ligase MSW1. NCBI's taxonomy places the organism in Eukaryota, Fungi, Ascomycota, Eurotiomycetes, Eurotiales, Aspergillaceae. Gene Ontology annotation, molecular function: tryptophan-tRNA ligase activity; ATP binding. Gene Ontology annotation, cellular component: mitochondrion; mitochondrial matrix. The annotation marks the transcript as partial. Gene Ontology annotation, biological process: mitochondrial tryptophanyl-tRNA aminoacylation. The transcript is spliced from 5 exons. The record is from RefSeq and is a predicted model, not a curated record.